AUGUCGUUGUCCAAGCCGUCUGCAAAACGCAGAGUUGAAGACGAGAAGCGGCUCUUUCAAGAGCGAUGGGAACUAUCCUAUUUCUUCACGGAAUCGCGAGACAAGGUGGUGUGUUUAACUUGUCAUCAGACUGUAGCUGUGCACAAGGAAUACAAUGUGCGACGUCACUUCAUGUCAUGCCAUCAAGAGAAGUAUGAAGCCCUCAUUGGAAAGAUCCGCGUGAACACGGUGUUCCAACUUAAGGCGUCGCUGGGAAAACAGCGAGACCUCUUCCAAAAGGCGGUCAAAACAAGUGACGAAACGGUGAGAGCUAGUUUUAUUGUUUCCGAUCUUAUCGCCAAAUCGUCCAAGCCAUUUACUGAUGGCCUGUUCAUAAAAAAGUGUCUGCUUGAGGUUGCUGACACUGUCUGUCCCAGCAUGAAGAAGACAUUUGAGAAGAUAAGCCUUUCCCCAAACACAGUGGCAGAAAAAAUUAAUGAGCUCAGUGAAAACGUCGAGAAAGAAUUAUUCACCAGAUGCAACGGCUUCAACGCAUUCUCAAUCGCCGUCCACGAGAGCACUGAUGUUACUGACAACGCUCAGUGCGCCAUUUUUGUAAGGGUCGUAAACAAAAAUUUGGACGUCACAGAAGAACUCUUGGACCUAGUGCCAAUGAAAGGAACAACCACAGGUGCUGAUAUUGUUUCCGCCCUCGAACGAGUGGUUGAUCGUGCUGGGCUGCCAUGGGAGAAGUUGGUGUGCCUCGCAAACGACGGCGCACCGUCAAUGGUGGGAAAGAAAAGCGGCCUUGUCGGACGAUUGAGGACGAAACUCACUGGACGGGAUAUCAUGCAAGUGGACGAUGUUGCACCUGAACUACAGAUGGAACUGCUUGAACUGCAAGCGAACACUCUACUCAAGCAGAAGUUUGAGGACAUCGGAGUCCCGAAGUUUUACAAGUUCCUCGACGAGGAAAACUUUCCCUCGCUGCGCCAACAAGCAGUAAGGAUAAUCGCCAUGUUCGGGAGCACGUACUUGUGCGAGCAACUGUUUUCCUUGCUAAAGGACUAA
This is a messenger RNA of Ixodes scapularis (black-legged tick), 1050 nucleotides long. Its product is annotated as general transcription factor II-I repeat domain-containing protein 2-like. The transcript has 3 exons. The record is from RefSeq and is a predicted model, not a curated record. Bases 1 to 1050 code for a protein of 349 amino acids. NCBI's taxonomy places the organism in Eukaryota, Metazoa, Arthropoda, Arachnida, Ixodida, Ixodidae.